AUGCUUGUACUGUCAAACAACACUUUCCUCGCGGGUUGGCCUCGUCGGGCGUUUCCGGACUCAGUGCACCACCCCGGCAAUCCCACCAGCUGCCUCUUCAAUCGCCCCUGCUCCAAGCCCCACGGCGUCCACGACAACCGUUGUCAUUGCCGAUACUCAACAUCCUCGUGCCUCACACUCGUCGGUCGUUGCCAACUUCAUCAUCCCUACAACAACCUCGGCGACGACGACGACGACGACGACGGCGAUCACAACAGCUCCCACUCCAGCAACCGAACAAAACUCUCUCGACUGUCCGUCAACCAUCAACCUCACCAUCACAAUCCCAUCUCCAACGAUGUGGACUCGGUUUUAACCCGUUCCCGUUGCGAUCGCAUAUCCACCUAG
Molecule: messenger RNA, 387 nt
Organism: Spirometra erinaceieuropaei
Lineage: Eukaryota; Metazoa; Platyhelminthes; Cestoda; Diphyllobothriidea; Diphyllobothriidae
Source: the annotation of a GenBank genome assembly